UGGAAUGGAGAGGUAAAAAUGGUGAUUACACAAUGUUGUCCCAGAUAAUGGUGAAUCACAUUCAAUGGAUGAUGAACAAACGCUUGAGAACAAGACAUCUGUUGAUUAUGAGAGAGACGACAAGAAUGAUACAUCAACUGCAGACAUGAGUAAUACAGAUGACAGUGGAGAGAUGGGGUACUCGGAGAAGUUAAACUUUGAUAGGAAUUCGAGUGAUGACUCCAUGGAGGAGGAUUUGCCUGAAACCAAGCAAAGUGAUUCACAAUGUAGUACCGAUGAAAUACAAGAAGACAGUGUGGAGAACGAAUCACUUAUUAUCAAGGAACUGGAAAGUCAUGUUGUUGAGAAUAAGAGCCAUUCUUCUAUUCCUGCUGAGAAAAGAAAGCUUCAGGAUGAAGAAGCUAUGGAGAACAAUGAACCUCCAAAAAGGCACAAAUGGAAUUCUAAUGCCUUUACACCAACCGACAAGCCAAAAGACACUACGCAACUGGCUGCUUUUCAAUCCAACUCUUCCUCAUCAGACUCCAAAGAUAACGAAGAUACGACCAAGGAACAAGAUGUUUCCAUCUGUGGAAGAAGCAAUAGAGACAUGUGAUACAAUUUAUAACCUGCAAUGGCCACCUAAUGGUGGACGUCUAUUGGUGGCUGAAUUUGUGGAUCCUCAUGAAGUUGAAACACUCACUUCCCAGCCCCAACCCUCAGCUCAUCAAUAGGUUUCACCGCCGUCGCCACCUUCAGAGGAACCAGAUUCACCUAUGCUCACCCUAGAUGACCAAUUUUGGAAAACCAAAGCAACUCCUAAGAUCUACCAUUUGCCUCUUUCAGAAGAACAAGUUGCUGCAAAACAAGCCACACACUACUACGUGAGGGAAACACCAGGCAGUGGUGAUCAGGCCCUAGUUUAUCUCCGGUUGCUUUUCAGAUUUCUUUCUAUUUAUCAGUCUGUAUGUUAAGGUGAAGAUAAGAAUGUGUCACAU
Messenger RNA from Hibiscus syriacus, 977 nucleotides. RefSeq names its product dentin sialophosphoprotein-like. The record is from RefSeq and is a predicted model, not a curated record. Lineage: Eukaryota; Viridiplantae; Streptophyta; Magnoliopsida; Malvales; Malvaceae. The coding region runs from base 65 to 595 and encodes 176 amino acids. The transcript has 3 exons.